Messenger RNA from Linnemannia hyalina, 1278 nucleotides. Lineage: Eukaryota; Fungi; Mortierellomycota; Mortierellomycetes; Mortierellales; Mortierellaceae. The record is from the annotation of a GenBank genome assembly.
AUGUCUGUAGUAUCUCUCUCACGACGCCGCAAGGCCGAUCUUAAAGAACUUGCCUCGAGCUUGGGGCUCUCGGAAGACGGUGUCCGAGAAGACAUUGUCGAACGCAUCAAGGCCCACAUCGCAACCUCGAACGAUCCAUCCCUCCGCGCCCUAAUCCGCGACGACAGUCCCGACACCACAACUACCACCACUACAACCUACACCACCAAAGAAAACUCUGCUUCCACUUCAGGACGUGUCUCCCCGCGCAAAAAGACAACCAGUACAGUCGUCACCAAGGAGUCCCGCUCCUCUUCUUCUGUUGGAGCCCGCCGCGGUUCACACUCUCACUCGCAUACCGAGGACGAGGAGUUGGAUGAGAGGCAGGUUCGUGGGUUUAUGGAGCACAUGCAGGAGGAACUCCAUGAGGCCAAGGAUCUGGCCGAGCAGUUGGAAGAGACUCUGCAAGCAAAGUUUACCACUGGAAAACGCGGAUCGAAAGACCACUCGUCGUACUCGCGUCAUGAUAGCGGACAUGCUUCAUCCCUCCAACACCACGAAGGCGAGGACUCUUCCUCCCACCUACUUCGCAGCCGUCGCCUCCAUCACGACGACGACGAGGAUGAUGAUGAAGAAGGAAGUCACCGUCGCCACAGCAAGCACCACCACGGACACCACCACCAUCACGGCCGCGGCUGGGGCACGCAAGUUAUCUGUGCGGUCAAGAACCAUGUUGUUGAAAAUUUCUCCAAGCCGUGGAGAAGGCUCCAGGACCUGGGCGCGACAAGUCGCGGGUUUGUCUGGUUGACACUGGUGUUGGAGUUGGUUGUCUUCCUCUCCCAGGCCGACGCUCACUUCAAGAACACAUCGGGAGGAUCAUGCCUAGGCUUCCUCACAAACUGGCCCAACUUCCUCCAACCCUUCUUCUCCUACUACGGCACAUUCUUCCUCCUCCCAACCCUCCUUAGCCAACUCUUCAACGUCGACACCUCCCGCUCCAGUGCCUCUUCGCCAUCAAACAAACAAUCCUUAACAGGCCUCCUCUCAAAACACACGACAUCAGGCCUCUCCUACUUUGUCUUCAAGUUCGCACUGACAUACUUCUUGGGCCACUCUAUCGGCUUCAAGUCCCUCCUCGGAACAGCACUCCCUGCGGGGGCAAAGAUGUGGAGUGGAUGCAAAUACAUCUCGGAUAUCUUUCGAUAUGUACCCCAGACUCUGGGGUUGGCUACUUCCGGUGCUGGAACUAUCCUUGCCCUUGCUGAAAGCAUCGUUCAAUCAAACCACCACCGCCGAUAG